GUCCUGACGCUGUCAACCAGCUGGACUUCUACCAAGCAGACCCCUUCGCCCACUGCCAGAAUGACCUCUUCAAUGAAGACCUGUUCCCUAAAACUGACUCGUCUGGUGGAUUCGCUUCAGACCCUUUCAAAGGCAGCGACCCCUUCGCAGCAGAUGUUCUGUUUCCAGAGGGGCAGGUCGAUGAUGGGGCGGGAGAUAUUGGGGAUGAGGCCGACACUAGUCUGUCCUGCGCUGAAACCAAAGCCUCAACAGGAACUCAGUGCUUCGAGUCUGAGUUCCCCAACGAAGACAGCGACAUCGAGAUUAGCUACAGUCAAGAGGACCUGGACGCCAUCGCCCAGGGAGACGAUCCUCUGGGGUUCAAACCCAUCCAGAGCUCCUCUGAGGAGCUGGGGCCGGUGCCGAUCCAGGGCUGGAGGUCCCAGGGGCAGUACUCCAUAGAAUCAGACCCCAAUGGGUAUGAGCUGGACCUGGGCGCUGUCUCCCCCCCCCUCUGACAUAGAAGAACUGAGUCUGGGAUAUCCACCUGAAGAGGCUGCCACCAAGACCACAGCAGGACUGGAACAAGGUCUGAGUCCUGGUUCAGCUCCGGCUGUUCCUCAGCUCGCAGAACAACUCACAGUAUGUGCUGGCGACAUGGAAGAGGAACCCCAAAACCGUGCGACUCCCCUAAACUCCCAAGACUCCGAUAACCUUUUCAAUCUGCCAGACUCUGAUCAGAACAGAGAGCUCAGCUUCGAUUUAAACUACGAACCGACCAGUCAGUCUUCCUUCGACCCAUACGGCUUCAAACUCAGUCCAGAGCAUUCCAGUCACACCCUCCUGGACCCUGAUGAGGCUGAACUCAGCCCAGAACCCACUGAAAACGACCUGACCUUUGACCCUGAGCCCUCCUCUAGUCAACCAGACCAACUGACCAUGGAUCAGUAUGAGUUUGACAUCACUUCCUCCCAAAUGGUGCGGGACUCUGACCCUUAUGGCUUCAAGCUCAGCCCUGAGGAAGAGAACCAAGAGGUCUUGGACCUCUCUGGCCAUGAUACCCAGGAGGCAAUGGAUCUUUGCAACUAUGACGACACAGAACAGGUAGAACCCUCUAACUAUAGCAACCAGGAAGUACUUGAACCUGAAAACCAAGAAGUGCUUGAACAUUGUCGCCACAAUGACCAGGAGCUGCUGGAUUUGUGUAACAAUGGAAACCUUGAAGUGCUGGAAGCUUCUGGGCUGGACAACACCGGGUUGGUUAGCAAUGAAAACCAGCAACUCCUAGAUAUCUGUAGUCAUGACAACCAGGAGGUGGUGGAUCCCUAUUGCAAUACCACGGAGGAGGAACUACUUGAGCCUUGUAACUAUGAUAACCAACAAGUGCUGGAACCUUGUAGCCAUGGCAAUCAGGAACUGCUGGAUUUCUCCCUUCCUGAAAAUAAGGAAGUGCUGGAUUUAGAUAGCCACGGCAACCAAGACUUAGUGGAUUUUGGUAGCAAAGAAAAUCAGGAAGUUGUAGUUUCAGGUAGCCACUCCAACCAGGAACUCCUGGAUCUCGGUAGCAACGCAAAUCAGGAACUGCUAGAUUUAGGUAGCCAUGACAACCAGGAGGUGCUGGACUUGUUUGGUAAGGAAGUUCUCCCUGAAACAAACAACAACCAAUACUUUGUGGAACCAGAGCAUGAUGUCAGUCCUACCAAUAACAGCUCAGACAGCGAUGUGGCCUCAGAGGACCUGCUGGGACUGGACCUCAGCAACACCAGUAUCUGCUCCACCAACAGAACACACACUGCCGACCCCUUCAACACCUCUGCCCCCCACAACUUUGCUACAUUCAACGCCCCCAGCGGCCCCAACCUGCUGGAAGGUGACCUCGGUUCAGUGUUUGGAGCUGGAGGAUACAUUGGGUGUCCUGAUGUAGCAGACGACCUGGCCCCCCUGGAGAGAAGGCAGGCCCACCCUGUAGCAGAGCCGAUACGGCCCUUCAGACCAGUGAGGCCUCCUCGGCCCUCGCUACGGCACAAGGAGAAGGCUCAGUCCCAGAAUCAGGGCAUUGACCUGAAGUGAUCUCUCACCAACCAUCACGCAUGUGGGGGUUACCACGUCAACAGGUUCCCAUGAGCACCACGCAAACACAAGAGAUGGAGAGGAAGAGGAGACAAGUAAGAGGACGGGCCACACCAUGGAGGCAAAGGGAGGGUGGGGAAAAAAAAGGGGGGUGAUUAAAUAGAUGGGAGGGAAAGAACAUUCUGCUGUUAUUCAUUGCAAUAAUUCAAGUUCCAGUUUCUUUUGAUGCUUCAAGGGGACACUUUAGAGUCACAAUGGGAAGAUGAGAAGUAUGCAGGAUGUUAAACUACAACUACCAUGGGACAAACUGAUGCCAUCAGGUUUAUUGGCUAUUUAUACAAGUCAGGGUUGAGAAGAACAAUAUGAAAAAAAGGAAAUGAUUCAAAGGGUGUCCUUGUUCUGUAGUGGAUUGACCCUAAAUGGCUGAUUUGGCAGUCAUUCAUAAAAAAAUGAAAUGAUCUGUAAUUUAUUCACAAUACCUGCUGCCAACUCCCUCCGUAGUCCUCUGACCCUCGUAGUUCAGCUUCCCAUCCCUCCCCCCUACCGGUAAUGACAUUAGUCCAGAUGAAAAAAAAAUAUCUCCUGUAUUUAUUUGAGCUUUUUUAUUUGAGUGUUGGAGCAUGUGUAAGUGGACUUCGGAGAUAAAAUGUAAAUAAAUGAUAUACUCAGCUAUUGUGGUUUUCAGAUUAUCUAGUCAAACAGUAGUUUUAGGGUUUGAUGGAUGAGAGCUGUAUAAAGUCAGGUUGUACAGUGGAUAUCUCUACCGUCACCAUGGUAACAGUGUUUUCAGUCAUCAGUAACUAGGUGCUCCUUAAAGAGUGUCUUCACUGCAGGCUUAAGCUGUGUUUCCUCGCAUGAUACGGCAUUAGCAUUUCAUUUCCCACUGCGGAUCACCGGGAGACUCGCUUUCAUCUGCGGGAGAUGAGGGUCUUACCAGGCAGUGGGAAUGCAGCAUUAGAAGUUUCACUGCCAUCAGCCCCCCCCCCCCCAUCAUGUGUCAGAAGUGUGCUGUGUUGCACCUGUAUCACUCCCAAUGUCACAGCAUCAUGACGAGGAGAACACCUGCACACCACUGCCCAAAGAGGUGAUCCAACGAAUAUUCUAAUGAUGUUGAAUUACUCUUUAAGCAUUUUAUCCACUAAAAGUCAUAAGUGGACAUUAUAAUAAUGCACUCCAAAACAAAUGGACCACCAAUGAGUUAAAUGGCCUUUGCAUCAGUGUCCCAGUUCCAUAUGAUAAACCAAUACAAAGCAAAAAAUAUGCACUAAUGUCGGCUGUGCAACAUCCUGGUUGUUAUUAUACAAGGAAUAUAUGUUUGUAUCUGUCCCAGGCCUAUACAUAAAGUAUGAGCUGACUGACGUAAGUGCAACUUCGAUAACUACUGCCAAUUCCAGUAAAGGAAACAAAACAGCCACAAACACGUUAAAUAGGACCACUGGUGUCUUCACACCACUUAUCGUCUUCACUAUUUACAACUGUGAAAAGCUAUGAUGUCGCAUACUGUGCCAGAGUGCCCACAAGCACACAACACUUUGAAGUCUCUUUGUUGUUAUCUCUCUUUUUUCACUUUCAUGUUCAUUGUUUACUCAAUCUGAUUUAGCUUAAUAUUCAUACGUAAACAUCAGCACAUAUGGCAGCAGAUCUACCAAAAGAUAGAAUUGCUACAAAUAUUUGAGAGUACUGAAGUUUAUUUCUACACUGUAAUAUUGGACCGCAUAUUAUCCUAAAAAACAGUAACAACUCGGCUAUACUAUAUGCUUUACAGAUUGGUGCAGUGAAGUUAGCAGCCAAAAAGAAAACAUGACUUUGAGACGAGGAAGUGGUCAAAUGCUAACUCAUUUCGGGGGUUAAAGGACUUGUUCAAUCUGUGCAUUGCAUUGUGGCAUUAAAGUUGAAACCAAAGGCACAUACAAAAGUCUUGCCAAUUUAGUUAGCAUGCUGACACCAUUGUAAUGAAGUGUCAACCUGCUGAAUGCUCUGAACCUGCUCAGAGUCUGAAGUAUGGAACUGGGACACAGCUGGGAUCAGAGCCCAGGUGGAUCUGAGCCGAGCAGCUGACCGCUUUACAGCACGGAACACAAGAGGGCCUUCCUUAGCUGUGGUAGACUCAAAAGUGUUUCUUACAGCCAGGUACCAGAUCUGAACGGCCAGUGAGAAAAUCUCUUCCGACAUGCUUAUCAAAGGCAUCAGAGAGGGGGAGUGAUAACAAAUAGAAUUGGGAUUUAUGGUUAAUGUAGUCCUAACUGCUCUACUAGCAUUAGCUCCAGGCUAUCUGUGAGCACAGUCCUGCUGGUUGGAUCAAAAUGCAAACAUCUCCCAUUAUACCUUUGUCAAACCUGCAAUAAGUGUUGUUUGCCACAUGGGGGCAGCAGAAACAAGCUGUGAAUACAACAUUUGCAAAUCCUUGCCUUUAAGUGAACUUGGUGAACUUGUUAGCAAACAUUUGCUUACAGAGCAACAUUUAUUUGUGUCACCUGAUGAAGGACCAAUAUUCAGUCUCUUUUAGCUCUGCCUGGUCAACUCCUGAGGGGAAUAUCCGUCUCUGUAGCCGUUAAACACUCCACUCUGUCCACGAGCUAGUCUCUCACUGUGUGUGCUGCUGAAGGGUGCAGCUGGACAGUGAAGCUCACCAAAGCUCUGCAAAUACUCCACAAAUACUGUAUAACCAAUACAUGUUAUUCUCUGGGCUGCAAAGCUUUGUACAUUCAAUAUACCAUGUAACCAGUUCAUACAAAUACGAUGAAACUGUAAGUAUAUAGAAUUAUCCUUGUAUAAAAUGAAAAAUGUGAAUAUUGGUGUGUCCUAUGCACAUGAGGAAUAUAUAUCCCAGAUGACAGUCCCCUCACACUGGAACAAACCUAGCAGGCUCUGAAGGAACAUUUCAGUUCACGCCUACCUCAUAACUACUUUGCCAUGAUUGCAUGACAACACUGUGAACCAUGUGAAAGCAACAUUCUGUGAUGUUUGACUCUUUGUUAAUAUGUGCAGUCAAGAAGACAAUGCAAAUUAAUGAACGGUUGUUUUAGCGAGAGGCCUCAAUCUGACAUUAUGAUGGCUUUACACCAAGAGAAAUUAGUCUACAACAGUCAAAGUUAACCUGAAGGCCAGUUAUUGAUGUCCUUAGCUCUCCUGCCAUGUGUUGUUGAAAAUGUUUCAUAGUCACUACACUAAAAAAAUUGGAACGUUGACUUUAAUUAAAUGUAUGAAAUAGAAAUAUCACAUA
Messenger RNA from Trematomus bernacchii (emerald rockcod), 5272 nucleotides. RefSeq names its product epidermal growth factor receptor substrate 15-like. The transcript is spliced from 5 exons. The record is from RefSeq and is a predicted model, not a curated record. Bases 454 to 2049 code for a protein of 531 amino acids. NCBI's taxonomy places the organism in Eukaryota, Metazoa, Chordata, Actinopteri, Perciformes, Nototheniidae.